Molecule: messenger RNA, 751 nt
Organism: Venturia canescens
Lineage: Eukaryota; Metazoa; Arthropoda; Insecta; Hymenoptera; Ichneumonidae
Product: transmembrane protein 42
Exons: 4
Coding region: 250-660 (136 amino acids)
Source: RefSeq, a predicted model, not a curated record
CGCGCCAGUGAUGCGGCGCGACGGUCUCUCACUGCAUGUUUCCCAGUCCCUGUCGGUCUCGUGUGUAUAUUUUGGUGCCUCCGAGAGACUCGUUCGGCUCGCGUAAUAUCGAACUGCUGCGUACAUCCGAGAUAAAAAAGCACGCGUCGAGGCUUGCAUCAACGACGAUAUGAAGGAACGAGAGCGGUGAAUUACUGAAAAAACAAGACGAACGUUCCUCGUUCGCAUAACCGCAAAAACACAUAAACGAUGAAUAAGCCGCCGACAAACGGCUGCUUACAGCUGUCCGUUGUCGCAGGAAUCUGCGCUACCAUCGGAAGUUUGUUCGGAAAACUCGCCGGCAGCUUGUACUUCACGACACUGGUUUCUUCGCUCUUCAAAUCGUUUCUCCUCGUUGUUAUGGUCGUUAGCAACACCGCAGGAUGCACUUUAUUCGUCAAGAGCCUUCAGGGCAGUGGGUCUUCCUUGCCAGCGACAGUGGUCAGUGCUGCCACCAAUUACUUUUGCUCGGCUCUCAUCGGUUUUCUCGUGUUCGGUGAGUCCACCUCGUUGAUGUGGUGGUGCGGGACGUCGCUCGUCCUACUUGGUCUAAUUCUCAUCUGCUGCACACCAUCGGGAAAGCUCUCGAGUCCUCCGUCCACCAAAGACAAAGAACUGUGAUUGCUCCAACGGCUUGAUAGCGUCAUUUGUGUAUUUUUAAACUCCUAAAACUCUCGGCUGGAGUAUGAAUAAAUAAACGAAAAUAUUCCGA